AUGCCUCGCUACGCCCAGCUCGUGAUGGGCCCCGCCGGGAGCGGUAAGAGUACCUACUGCUCUACCAUGAUCCAACAUUUUGAGACAUUAAACCGCUCAGUUCAAGUGGUCAACUUGGAUCCAGCGGCUGAGCACUUUGACUAUCCAGUGAUGGCAGAUAUCCGUGAACUCAUCCAGGUGGAUGAUGUGAUGGAGGAUGACUCGCUCAGAUUUGGCCCUAAUGGAGGACUUAUCUUCUGUAUGGAGUAUUUUGCAAACAACUUUGACUGGCUGGGAGAAACCCUGGGCCACAUCGAAGACGACUACAUAUUGUUUGAUUGCCCAGGUCAGAUUGAACUUUACACACACCUUCCUGUGAUGAGGCAGCUGGUAGAGCAACUACAACAGUGGGAGUUUCGGGUUUGUGGGAUCUUCUUGGUAGAUUCGCAAUUCAUGGUGGAAUCUUUUAAGUUCAUUUCAGGAGUCAUGGCUGCACUGAGUGCCAUGGUGUCUUUAGAAAUCCCUCAAGUGAACAUCAUGACAAAAAUGGACCUGCUUAAUCCUAAAGCCAAGAAGGAAAUUGAAAAGUAUCUGGACCCAGACAUGUACACUAUGAUGGAAGACAGCUCAGAUAGCAUCAGAAGCACAAAGUUCAAGAAGCUAACAAAAGCUAUUUGUGAUCUGAUAGACGAUUACAGUAUGGUAAGAUUUCUGCCCUUUGACCGUACAGACGAGGAAGGUAUUAACAUAGUGCUGCAGCACAUUGACUUCUCCAUACAGUAUGGAGAGGACCUCGAGUUCAAGGAGCCUAAGGAAUUUAAUGAGGAGCCAGCUAACCUAAAUUACGACGAGAUAUUUCAAGAUAAAGCCAGCUCCUGAUGAGUAAGGGGACAUGGAAAAAGCGGAGGAAGUCGGACUUUGCAAUUAAAGGCGAAGAAAGAAGUGGAGCUGAAGGUUGCAUCUGUCUGCAUAACCACCGAGAAACCUACAUGUGUAGCAGAAGAGCAUCUGUGGACUUGGAUUUUCAUAUUCAAGUUUCUGUUUUAUGACUUCAUUAAGAUAUUUGUGUAAUUAUUGUUGAACAAUAGCAAGACUUGUUAUUUAAUAUAUGUAUUAAUGCUAUUUUUUAAAAUAAAACUAGUCAAAAUGGACAAAUGACCGGUGGGUGACAAUAUUAGCGCCCCCACGUGGGUGCUACGUAACACGACACGUAAGCACUUCCUGUACGGCUGCAGGGUGGGACAGGCGGAAGCAGCGUCUGGGCUUGCUUGCAUAUUUCAGUCACUGAGCAGUUGGACUGAAUUUUUUUUUUUUUUUUCAUUCAACAUGCCGGCGUAUCACUCAAGCCUGAUGGUCCCCGAAACCAGGAUGGUGGGGAACAUGGCUUUACUCCCCUUAAAAACUCAGUUUAAAGGACCAGCUCGCGGAGACGGCAUAGAUUCUGACAUCAUCGAUGAAGCCAUAUAUUACUUCAAGGCCAACGUCUUCUUCAAGAACUAUGAGAUCAAGAAUGAGGCGGACAGGACGUUAAUCUAUGUCACACUCUACAUUUCUGAAUGCCUGAAGAGGCUACAGAAGUGCAGCUCCAGGAGCCAUGGAGAGAAGGAGAUGUACACGCUGGGCAUCACAAACUUCCCCAUUCCUGGAGAACCUGGCUUCCCUCUUAAUGCCAUGUAUCUUAAGCCUGCAAACAAGCAAGAGGAAGAGACAAUGAGGGCAUACCUGCAGCAGAUCCGUCAGGAGACUGGUUUGAGACUGUGUGAUCGUGUGUUCGACCCCCAGACAGACAAACCCAGCAAGUGGUGGGUGUGCUUUGUCAAGAGGCAGUUCAUGAACAAAAGCCUGUCUGCUCCUGGACAGUGA
Menidia menidia (Atlantic silverside) is the source of this 1842-nucleotide messenger RNA. The record is from the annotation of a GenBank genome assembly. Lineage: Eukaryota; Metazoa; Chordata; Actinopteri; Atheriniformes; Atherinopsidae.